AUGAUAAAUGCAGGAAGAAGCAGGAAUUCAGUACUGCUGGCACGUAGGUUCCUUUCAACGGGAGGAUUUUGGCAAGGCAGUACGAAUGGUACAAUGUCUCGCACAAUUAACAACGUGAAUCCUUUUAAAUUAAGAUUCAUACCGAAAACAGCGCCUACAGCAACCGAGGUUGCCUCUACAGAUGGACAGCUUUCGGGCAAGAAGCCCUUCAAGUUCAUAGUUUCCAAUCAGAGCGCGGCCAAGAAGGCUGGUAAGAGCCCGAAGUGGUCAAGCUACGCCUUUCCCUCACCUGAGACCAUCAAAUCUCAUGAGGAGGCCGUUAAGAGACAGAAUCAAGCCAUAGAUGAACAAAAGAUCGCUGCAGAGGCCAAGAGUGACUGCUCUUGCACGGAGCCUCCCAAGAAAAGAAAGAGAAAACUGAGGCCAAGAAAGGCGCUUAUCACCCUCAGUCCGAAGGCGGUUAAGCAUUUGAGGGGGCUUCUGGCUCAGCCGGAACCUAAAUUGAUUAGAGUUAGCGCUAGGAACCGUGGAUGUUCCGGACUAACUUACGAUUUGCAAUACAUAAGCGAGCCGGGGAAAUUUGAUGAGGUUGUAGAACAAGAUGGUGUCAAGAUCGUUAUUGACUCGAAGGCCUUAUUCAGCAUAAUUGGAAGUGAAAUGGACUGGGUUGACGAUAAGUUGGCCUCUAAGUUUGUGUUCAAGAAUCCGAACUCCAAAGGCACUUGCGGUUGUGGCGAGAGUUUUAUGGUUUAA
Molecule: messenger RNA, 753 nt
Organism: Saccharomyces mikatae IFO 1815
Lineage: Eukaryota; Fungi; Ascomycota; Saccharomycetes; Saccharomycetales; Saccharomycetaceae
Gene: ISA1
Product: Fe-binding Fe/S cluster assembly protein ISA1
Exons: 1
Coding region: 1-753 (250 amino acids)
Biological process (GO): iron-sulfur cluster assembly
Cellular component (GO): mitochondrion; cytoplasm
Molecular function (GO): 2 iron, 2 sulfur cluster binding
Source: RefSeq, a predicted model, not a curated record